CCGUGACUUAGGAGAAAUUGUGCUGUCAUCCAUAGUCCCUAGCGAUUAAUCUUCUCAGGCACAGUCUGGCACUGGUGACUGCCACAAACUGUGUUUCUUUGCACAUCCAAGAACCGCCUCAUACAAAACUUCUCGUUCAAUUACAUAGUGCCACUCACACAAAGCUCGAGUCAACCUCAGUGGCAAAAGGGUUAACUUCAGCCUAGGUCAUGGACACCGACCGGCAUGGAAACGUCGAGGCAGCAUUCAGUCUCCCGAACGAGUUGAUCGCUAUAGUUUUCGAUGAACUCGAUAUAGUAUCUCUUCUGAGAUGCAAGCAAGUAUGCCAAUUGUUUCGUUCAGUCAUCAUCACCAACGCGCAACUUCUCUACAAAGCCGAGUUGUUCUUUGGACGGUUCGAGAAUGGACGCCACUGUAAUCUUGAUACUGCUGGCCGCCUUCGUGCCUGUCGACAGUACCAACAGGCUUGGAACAACUUAUCUUUUCCGGACUCCAAAUUCAUAGAUAUGCAGGGUGGUCAUGCUUGGGAACUGUCCGGGGGAGUGUUGUGUCAAACUAUGCAGUCACGGUCAGGGCUUGCUUGCGUACAACUUCCCUGCAAAAUUAAAGACAUUCCCGAGCGGGAAUGGAUUGUCAAUGAUUUUGGAUUUGAGAUCCGAGAUUUUACCGUCGAUACAUCUCAGGACUUGAUUGUCGCUUUGGAAGUAGUAGGUUCCAUCCCGAACCGGAUAUGCAACGUACACCUGAGAACCUUAAUGACCGGCGAGCAUCAUCCAAUGACUGCCGUGCCCUUUGUGACGCACUUGCUAUCAGACAUGCAUGAGGAACUCAGAUUCCUCAUUCAAGUUUGUGGUCCCCGCAUUGCAGUACUGUGUCAAGAUCGUGGGGACGAUCCCAACUCUCGGUUAGUUGUCUGGGACUGGAAAUCGGGUCAGCAGAAGCUCUACAUUCGAGACACAGACCUUCGAUCUUUUUCUUUCGUCACAGAAGACCUAAUUUUGGUCGGCAUCGUGGAAAGUGACGAAACGCCCCCCCGUCUGGACAUCCUCAGUAUCGACAGCUUCGGCAAUGAGUCGGAGGAAUAUAAAGAUGUCAGCUACAUUUGCGGCCUGGAGUAUCCAAAAAUGAAGGCCGACGUUCUAGACAUGUUGAUUCGAUCGGAGCCGACUCCAGGAUGGUCCCCAUCUCAAACCGUUCAAACUCCCUUCUUCUUCGCUCGCAGUGACCGCAUCUUCGCCAUCACCAUGCGGCUCUCCCCCGAAAGCAAUUCCACCGAAGAGUGCACUGUGCUAAUCGUCCCUUUAUCCACCAUCGUGGCUCAGGUUGAAUUGUCUCACAAUACACGAAAACGUAUUGUCCCAUGGAUGCAGUGGGGUCCAAAUGGCUCUUAUAUGCUCCUUCGCAGCCCGUCCGAAGUCUGGGUUUGCUACGUCCACGGCAUGAAGUUCAUCCAACUUCUGCCAUGGAAAAAAGGAAAUUCUGCAAGAGUGUAUGAUUUCAACAAGUACGCCGCGAGGAGGGAUGUUCGAAAUGAACAAACAACGGAACCGAAACUUCUGUGGAAACGCUUAGGAAUGCCACAGUCACUGAAUUCGCGGUGUUCUGCCUUUGCUGAAGAAGUCAACACGUAUCUUCCUGGCCGUGUUGCGACUGUUGAGGUGAUGCCGAGUGAUACAUCUCACGACUGGGAGGCGGCUAUGAUCGGUGAAGACAACAUCGUCCUGGUUUCCCCUCAUGCAAGGAAGUAUGGCUAUAUUGCCAUGUAAAUUGAAAGCUUGUCGUUCUGAAGUUCACUUGUGCCUUGCAAGAUGGAUGGCACUCUCCUGCCGUCAGCAGGCAACAAAUCACCCAGUUUGGGCCCUAUUGUCUCCCAGACGGGCUAUAACAAAUAUCUUUAGUGCGCCAAGGGAAUAUCAUCUUUUUUACAGUUCAGCUGUGCAACGUUUAGCAGCGGCUACAAAUCCCCUGAUGUCCGUGGACUUAAAACGUUAUCUUUCCUAGUGUGUGGCGGCUUCUCUGGUCAUUCACGAUAAAUGCAUACUGUUAUGAAUCUACUACGGCAAGG
Molecule: messenger RNA, 2065 nt
Organism: Suillus subalutaceus
Lineage: Eukaryota; Fungi; Basidiomycota; Agaricomycetes; Boletales; Suillaceae
Exons: 6
Coding region: 210-1766 (518 amino acids)
Molecular function (GO): protein binding
Source: RefSeq, a predicted model, not a curated record